Messenger RNA from Alternaria atra, 1533 nucleotides. RefSeq lists its product as uncharacterized. The coding region runs from base 1 to 1533 and encodes 510 amino acids. The transcript has 4 exons. NCBI's taxonomy places the organism in Eukaryota, Fungi, Ascomycota, Dothideomycetes, Pleosporales, Pleosporaceae. The record is from RefSeq and is a predicted model, not a curated record. Gene Ontology annotation, molecular function: lipoic acid binding; acetyltransferase activity. Gene Ontology annotation, cellular component: cytoplasm; mitochondrion.
AUGAAGUCUUUCGCAUGCAGAGAAGCAUCCCGUCUGUUUUCACGCUCAAACCUCGCCCACCGUGCGUCAAUUACGGCUCCCAGGAAUGCAAACAUUCGCACACAAGAGCAAAGAAGAGGGUUCCGGGAAACAAGAAGACUAUUGGUAGUUAAACCGUACCUUCUGGCAGAUAUUGGGGAAGGUAUUACCGAAUGCCAGGUUAUCCAAUGGUUCGUGAAGCCCGGCGCGCGCGUAGAGCAAUUCGACCCUAUCUGUGAAGUACAAUCGGAUAAAGCAUCUGUCGAGAUUACCUCGCGGUUCGAUGGCGUUAUCAAAAAGUUGUACUACGAACCGGAUGACAUGGCCAAGGUUGGAAAGCCUCUAGUAGACAUCGAUAUCCAAAGCGAGAUCUCCGCAGCUGACGAAGCCCUACUCAACGGAGGAUCAGGCAAACAAGACGAUGAGGUCCUACUUACCGGAGGUGGGGGUACUCAGUCAGAUCAGGGAGCACCGAUGACUGCAGAACCACAAGAACAGGGGAUUGAGCUUGGAAGGAACGAUACGAAGGCUGCGACUGGAGAUUUGCCCGCGUUAGAUCAAAGCACGAGUCUACCAUCCGAACCAACAACACAAAGACAACCAGGAAAGCAUGCGUCGCUCGCCACGCCGGCUGUGCGACAUAUGGUUAAGGAGCACAAGAUCAAGAUUGAAGAUAUACAAGGCACAGGAAGGGAAGGUCGCGUGCUCAAAGACGAUGUGCAGCGGCACAUCGAAUCGAUGAAGCAAACCACAACUACACCAUCGACAAGCUCAAUGCCAGCGCCUGCUGCCACACAACAAAUGGAGGAUCAAGUCAAGCCAUUGACUCCAGUCCAGUCUGGCAUGUUCAAACAGAUGACAAAAUCCCUAUCAAUCCCCCACUUCCUGUACACGGACGCCGUAGACUUCAGCUCGCUUACGUCCCUCCGCAAAAAGUACAAUGCAGGUCGCGAGAAGCCAGAUCGGAUAACACCACUACCAAUCAUCAUCAAGGCGGUAUCGCUCACACUCCAGCAAUUUCCAUUACUCAACUCACACCUGGAUACAACUACGAACCCAAACAAGCCACAGAUUGUACUAAAGGGAAGCCACAACAUUGGUGUAGCAGUCGAUUCGCCUGCUGGGCUACUCGUACCCGUCAUCAAGAAUGUACAAGCCCAUAGCAUCGCCUCGCUAGCGCAAGAAAUCCAGCGCCUCAGCUCGCUGGCACGCGCUGGAAAGCUCUCAUCUGCUGAUCUCACUGGUGCGACUUUUACCGUUAGCAACAUUGGUAGUAUAGGCGGUGGUGCUGUGGCACCUGUCAUCGUUGGGCCUCAGGUUGGUAUUCUGGGUAUUGGGAAAGCGAGGGUAGUGCCGGCGUUUGGGGAAAAUGAUGAGCUGAUCAAGAGGGAGGAGUGCGUAUUCAGCUGGAGUGCCGAUCAUAGGGUUGUUGAUGGAGCGUAUGUUGCGAGGGCGGCGGAGGAGGUGAGGAAGUGCUUGGAGGGUGUUGAAGGAAUGCUCGUUAGAAUGCGAUAG